This is a messenger RNA of Scomber scombrus (Atlantic mackerel), 987 nucleotides long. It is a transcript of the gene gpr3, whose product is annotated as G protein-coupled receptor 3. Lineage: Eukaryota; Metazoa; Chordata; Actinopteri; Scombriformes; Scombridae. Gene Ontology annotation, cellular component: membrane. The transcript has a single exon. Gene Ontology annotation, molecular function: G protein-coupled receptor activity. Bases 1 to 987 code for a protein of 328 amino acids. Gene Ontology annotation, biological process: G protein-coupled receptor signaling pathway. The record is from RefSeq and is a predicted model, not a curated record.
AUGAUCCUGAACACUUCUGACCUCGGCUGGGAUGAGUCUUCGGGUGCGGACCCCUUCUUUCCUCUGGACCAGCUGGAUAACUCCACUGAAGUCCCACCCCUCACAGUUUGGGGCGUGGCCCUGUGUGUUUCAGGAACUCUCAUUGCCACUGAAAAUGCAAUAGUUGUCACCACCAUCUUGGCCACCCCUUCUCUGCGGGCCCCCGUUUUCCUUCUUCUUGCCAGCCUUGGACUGGCAGAUCUCCUGGCAGGUGUGGCUUUGAUCCUGCACUUCCUCUUCCUGUUCUGCAUGGAGCCCAGUGAUUGGUCGGAAUUAGUGACCUCAGGACUGCUGGUGACAUCACUGAUUGCCUCACUCUGUAGCCUGAUGGGUGUUGCCUUGGACCGAUACCUGUCCUUAAGCCAUGCCCUCACCUAUGGCUCAGGCCAAUCCCGUCGCUGGGCCGCUGUCCUCCUGCUGCUGGUCUGGGUGGGUGCAUGUGUCAUUGGGGCAGGACCAGUAAUGGGAUGGCACUGUCUUGACAAGCCAAACUCCUGCUCUGUAGCACAACCUCUGACCCGGACAUACCUAUCUCUACUGUGUGGUGGCUUCCUGGUGAUUGUCAUAGUAACCUUGCAAUUGUAUGCCGGGAUCUGCCGUGUGGCAAGGCGGCACGCCCAUGCCAUUGCUACACAGAGGCACUUCCUCCCCUCCAACCAAUCAUAUGCAAACAAACACAGCAGUGGAAGGGGCUUCUCUCGGUUGAUCCUGGUCCUGAGUGUGUUUGUGGGCUGCUGGAUGCCUUUCUCCCUCUGGGGCCUGCUGGGUGAUGCGUCCAGUCCUCCUCUGUACACCUAUGCCACCUUGGUGCCAGCGGCGGGCAGCUCCCUGCUGAACCCCAUACUCUACAGUCUGAGAAACAAAGACAUUCGCAAGGUGCUGCUCCAGGCCUGCUGCCCCCACAGAUGCGCACACAACACACACAUACACAACCCUGUGGAUGUGUAG